AUGGCGGAGGUUGAGGUAGCAAACGAGAUCAUCAGAGAGCUUCACCCAGCUUGGGACGCUGCUCUGGUGGUCGUUAACGAGAAGUUGCGCAAGAAGUUUCUCGUUUCUUUUCAAGUUCUGAGGAUUGCUUCUGAAUAUUUCAACGCCCUUUUCACUCGUGAUUUCCAGGAAGGCAUCAGGACCAAAAAUGGAUCGAAGCCAGACAUUCGUCUGCAUGAAGAUAGCCCGGAUGCAAUGGAGGUUGUUCUUUCCAUCCUUCACUACGCUUAUAAUAGUGAGUGGUAUACAAUGAGCGCUGAGCGUUUUGCGGACAUUGCUGCCCAUUGCGAUAAGUAUUGCUGCACUAUGUCGCUCGCGCCGUGGAUGGAGAGAUGGCUUGCCAACUUCAACCGCACUAUCGAGCUUCGAGAUAUCGGACACCUCUUGGUGGCCACUUCCAUCAUUGGAAAAUCACAGGCUUUUGAGAAGAUUUCACGGUUAGCUGUGUUACAACUGCCUCUCGACUUUGACUUCAGCUCUUGGCUUGGAGACCAGACGUCGGCCAAUCUUUCGGAAGAGGUCAGCAUGUCCGACUUGGCGGCAAACCAAUCCGACAUCGGCUGGAUGCACACUUCCCGCUGCCGCAAGUGCUUUCUCGUUUACGAAAAGAGCCGGUCAUCAAAGUGCCCAGACUGCUCAUCAGUCGAAGGUGAGCAGCCCGGCGCCAGAGACUACCAAGUGUUUUGCUGUUGGAAAACACGCGUCGCAGAGUGCACGGUUAUCUUGACGAAGCACCAGCUCUACCCGAAUGAGAAGACCUGGCGAAAGUGUACAAUUGGCGAGAUAGUCCGCCGAUUCAACAUGGUCCGGGAGACACGCACUCAAAAAUGCGUGUUUGAUCAGCAAUGUCCUCUGAGGCAGCGAUUGAGAGAGCUGGAUGAGGCGGUAGUCGAUGUUAUUGGAAGCAUUCAGGGUCAGGAAUUAAGUUCUCUCGUCACGGACAAGCUCAACACUGACUUCGAUGAUGAUGGCAAGGGCGAGUUUGACGCCAGUUAA
Messenger RNA from Colletotrichum graminicola M1.001, 1035 nucleotides. RefSeq lists its product as uncharacterized. Gene Ontology annotation, molecular function: protein binding. NCBI's taxonomy places the organism in Eukaryota, Fungi, Ascomycota, Sordariomycetes, Glomerellales, Glomerellaceae. The coding region runs from base 1 to 1035 and encodes 344 amino acids. The transcript has 2 exons. The record is from RefSeq and is a predicted model, not a curated record.